Molecule: messenger RNA, 1727 nt
Organism: Drosophila obscura
Lineage: Eukaryota; Metazoa; Arthropoda; Insecta; Diptera; Drosophilidae
Product: putative RNA-binding protein Luc7-like 1
Exons: 1
Coding region: 119-1453 (444 amino acids)
Biological process (GO): mRNA splice site recognition
Cellular component (GO): U1 snRNP; U2-type prespliceosome
Molecular function (GO): mRNA binding
Source: RefSeq, a predicted model, not a curated record
UCCCAGCUCUAACACACAUAUUUUCAGGGGUAUUAAAAAUUGAAAAUUUUAUAUAUUUUCAACACGCACGCCCUUUGAAUUCGCUGUCGAAAGUGUGAUUUAGUCGGGAAGAUUUAAGAUGAGCGCACCGAGCAAUAAAAUGUCGGCAACGGAUCAGAUGCGGGCGAUGCUGGACCAGUUAAUGGGCACCACCCGUAACGGGGACGAGCGACAGCUGAAGUUUUCGGAUACACGCGUCUGCAAGUCGUUCCUGCUGGACUGCUGCCCCCACGACAUACUGGCAUCCACACGCAUGGAUCUCGGUGAGUGUCCCAAAGUGCAUGAUCUGGCUUUUCGUGCAGAUUACGAGAGUGCGGCCAAGUCGCGGGACUUCUACUACGACAUCGAGGCCAUGGAGCAUCUGCAGGCGUUCAUUGCGGAUUGCGACCGACGCACAGACUCGGCCAAGCAGCGGCUGAAGGAGACGCAGGAGGAGCUGACCGCCGAGGUGGCCGAGAAGGCCAAUGCCGUCCACGCCCUGGCCGAGGAGAUUGGCAAGAAGCUGGCCAAAGCCGAGGCCCUGGGCGAGGCCGGUGAGGUGGAGGACAGCAUGGAGCUGAUGAAGGAGAUCGACGAGCUGCGCAGCAAGAAGAUCAAGGCCGAGCACGAGUACCGCACUUCGAUGCCCGCCUCCACCUACCAGCAGCAGAAGCUGCGCGUCUGCGAGGUCUGUUCCGCCUACCUUGGCAUCCACGACAACGACAUCCGGCUGGCGGACCACUUUGGUGGUAAGUUGCAUCUGGGCUUCCUCACCAUUCGGGAGAAGCUGAUCGAGCUGGAGAAGACCGCUGCCCCGCGCAAGGUGGAGCUGAAGCGCACGGGUAAGAUACCAGAUCGUGACGAGGAGGGCCGAGGCGGCAGAAAUCGCUACUUUGUAGGUGGCCGUGAGCUGGACCGACGAUCCCGGGUGCAUCGCUCGCGUUCCAGGGAGCGACAGCGUCAACGGGAAUCGGAGCGCGGCGAUCGUGACCGGGAGCGAGGCAACAGCAGCAGCAAUGGGAAGGCCGAAGGCAGCACUGAGCGUUCGUCCAAGGAGGCGCCAGAGGGACCAGAACGUGGAAGCGGCGGCGGUGGUCAGCGCGGUGGACGCGACAACGAUCGCAUCAAUCGCAACAAUGACGGCCGGGAUCAUCGGGACCGAGAGCGCGACGGACGACGGGACAGGGAUCGUCAUAUGCGCAACGACAGAGGACGUUUUGGCGGCGGCGGUGGAGGAGGAGGCGGUGGUGGCGGCGGCGAUCGCAGGGAUGACAGACGUCGCUCUCGAUCCAGAGAUCGAUCGCCGCGUGGUGAGAGGCGAAACUACAAUCAUUUCGCUGGUAAUCACAACAACAAUCAUAGCAGCAACAACAAUCACCACAACAACAACAAUAACAGAAGGCGAUCCUACUCGAGGGAACGCUACCGCCGUUAGGAGAGCCCCUUUUGCGCACGUACGUAGCAAUAAUCCGAAUCAGAAACAGAAAAACAGCCACAACAAUCUGAAACUAAGAGAACACCUAAUGAAACACUCUGAUAUGAAAAAGAAAAAACCUUGAAAUAUUAAAUUAAUAUCUAUAUAUAGCCACUGCUCCAGACAGACACUCCGUUGUAGAGACGAACAUUUGUAUAUUGUUAAUAAUCUCUUAUUUUUGAUCUUAGUCUCCAUCCACUUAAGACCGAAUAAAGCCUAAGCUCUGUUAACCAAA